Messenger RNA from Sinocyclocheilus grahami, 715 nucleotides. RefSeq names its product major histocompatibility complex class I-related gene protein-like. The record is from RefSeq and is a predicted model, not a curated record. Gene Ontology annotation, cellular component: external side of plasma membrane. Lineage: Eukaryota; Metazoa; Chordata; Actinopteri; Cypriniformes; Cyprinidae. The annotation marks the transcript as partial. The transcript has 4 exons. Gene Ontology annotation, biological process: immune response.
GACGUGCGCAUGAAAUAAUUUAAGGACUGAAAUAGUUGAUGCGCUCUCGUUUAAAACGUUUUCUGUAUAGACAAGAAUGUUUUGGCUAAUUUUACUAUCUCUUUUUAUUUGCAUUUCUCUGCAAAGCAAUGCGAACCCAGAGAAACACUCCCUCCACUACAUGUAUACAGUCCUGACCAAAGCAGGUCCGUUUCCAGUGUUCAGUGCUGUGGGUGAGUCUGAUCACAUACAGAUCUCUCACUACAGCAUUGAAGAACGAGUCUGGAUGAGAGAGAAUCUGACUGUAGACGACUGGGACAAAGCUCCUGAAGGGCCGCCUGAAACUAAAGAUGGGUAUCUAGAUCUGAUCAGGAUUCUGUCAAACUGCACUGAGUCUUCUGAGUUGCAUGUACUCCAGAGAAUAAGUGGCUGUGAGCUGGAGAAACUCCCUGAUGGAGCAGUGAAGAGUCUGAAGGCCUUUGAUGAGUUUGCAUACGAUGGAAAGGAUUUUAUUAGCUGUAAGUAUGACCUUCUUCCUUGGAUGGAUAAAGUCAUAGAAACCGAAAUGGAUCAUCAAACUGGACGAAACCCAUUCCUCAAGGAUUUCCUCAUAAACUGCACUAAGUGGAUCUCCACGUUUAACAACACAUAUAAGAAUUCACCAGAUGUUCAUGUCUUUGCUAGAAAAGCUCCUGAUGAUCACAGUAAGCUGGUUCUGAUCUGUCUGGCCACUGGU